AAGUCAGAAACCCCGCCUAUUUCUAAAACGUAUCUUUUUAAAGUGUGAUUGUAAACCUAACCUUAAAUUAAGUCCAAAAAUAAAAACACGUGUCAUGAAGUUUGACUUUGUGGAUGUGGUAGCCGUUGUAUUGUCAGUGAUUAUUUUAAAGCCGUUUCCCCUGUCUAGAUUCAUUUUGAUAUUCUCAUCUUUACUCAAGGAGGUCUCGGCGUAAUCAUUCAUGGUGUCAGGCGAACCUAGUGCAAAGAAACUCCGACCGUUCGAGGAGAAAAAGGAUAACGCAUCAGAAAAUUAAAAAAACUUCAGAGAAAGCUCCAAAGAGGAAAGAGGGAAAAAAAGAGGAGAAAGAGGAAAGAGGAAAACCCAGCCUUAAAUCUGUGUUCGGCUGGGAACCCCCUUCUGGACUGUGGUGGACAAGGACUUCCUGGAGAAGUCUGCCUAAGGUAGACUUGACAAUGUCCAUGAUGGUGUACCCGAGGGAAGAGAAGCUGGAGAAGCUGUCCCAGGAAGAGAUCAUCUCCAACACCAAGCUGGUGAUCCAGGGCCUGGAGGCGCUGAAGAAUGAGCACAACUCAUUCCUGCAUAGCCUGCUGGAGACCAUCAAGUGCCUGAAGAAAGAUGAGGAGGCCAACCUGGUGCAAGCGAAGUCCAGCCUGCUGCGCAAGUCUGUGGAGAUGACUGAGCUGGGCCUGGGAGAAGCACAGGUGAUGAUGGUUCUGUCCAACCAUCUGAACGCAGUGGAGUCUGAGAAGCAGAAGUUGCGAACCCAGGUGCGUCGGCUAUGCCAGGAGAACCAGUGGCUCAGGGACGAGCUGGCCAACACCCAUCAGAAACUGCAGAAGUGCGAUUGAAGCGUGGCUCAGCUGGAGGAGGAGAAGAAGCACCUGGAGUUCAUGAACCAGCUCAAGAAGUACGACGAGAAAUCCUCUCACAUCGUGUCUAAUCGUAAGUGUCUAAGAAAUGCGUAGAUGCACGUACAAACGUUUACACAUAUAUACACACACAUACACCCACGCUAUUGGGGGUUUGAAGUGUAACCUUUAUCACAUUUCAUCACAGGUUAUGGUGAACUAGCUUUUCUGUUUUCUCCCCUCAAUCUGCUUAUGAAUCUUUUCACCAUAAAGAUUGGGUAUUUUUUGUUUAAGCAAGCAUGUACUGCUUUUCUAAAUGCCUAUAUCGCAGAUCUCCACUGUAACGGGGUGCUUUAAAAUGUAAUUUUUCUCACCCUGCCUACAGUAAAGC
Oncorhynchus tshawytscha (Chinook salmon) is the source of this 1242-nucleotide messenger RNA. It is a transcript of the gene klc4, whose product is annotated as kinesin light chain 4. Gene Ontology annotation, cellular component: cytoplasm; kinesin complex; membrane-bounded organelle. Gene Ontology annotation, biological process: microtubule-based movement. The record is from RefSeq and is a predicted model, not a curated record. NCBI's taxonomy places the organism in Eukaryota, Metazoa, Chordata, Actinopteri, Salmoniformes, Salmonidae. The transcript is spliced from 4 exons. Gene Ontology annotation, molecular function: kinesin binding.